This is a messenger RNA of Colletotrichum higginsianum IMI 349063, 1032 nucleotides long. Its product is annotated as Rapid response to glucose protein. Lineage: Eukaryota; Fungi; Ascomycota; Sordariomycetes; Glomerellales; Glomerellaceae. The record is from RefSeq and is a predicted model, not a curated record. The transcript is spliced from 3 exons. The coding region runs from base 1 to 1032 and encodes 343 amino acids.
AUGUUACUCGAGCCAAAGGAUUUCCCGCAGAUGUGGCAGAAACCGUCAAGUGAUGACUUACUCAACACACUGAAGCAAUUGGAACUCAGCCCUCCGAUAUGGAGUCACAAGCGCAGGAGAUCCGAAAUCGUUCAUGAGCAGGAAGCCACGGCCUACUUCCGACGCGAGGUGUCCAUGUACCUGUCAUCUAUCAUCAAGAGCAGUCUCUCCUGGAUCGAAGAUGCCGAUGAGCAGGAGGAGAUCUGGUCAGAGGCCAGCCGCAGGAUGGCGGAGCGCUGUGGGAGAACAGCCAUGGGCGAGAUCACGCGACAGUGGCCCUUCCUGGAGGACGCUCUCACUCCGACAUUCGAGCUCAUCAUCCGCGAGCCGCCCCUGACAGGCGACUCACUCGGUCACAAGACAUGGGGCUCAUCGUACGUACUGGCGCAACACCUACCGUCUAUCGGCUCCACCGCCCUGUUCCGCCUCUUUGACGAGUCUCUCGGCCAGCCUCGACCGUCCGUGUUGGAGUUGGGCUCCGGAACAGGCCUGCUUGGACUCGCCGCCGCGGCUUUGUGGAAGGUCCACGUUAUUCUGAGUGACUUACCGGACAUCAUGUCUAACCUGCAGCAUAACGUCGAGGCCAACCGGGCGACCGUGGAGAAGUUUGGCGGGUCACUGGACGCGGGAGCCCUGACCUGGGGUGGUUCAGGGGAAAAUGAGGUUGACCAAAGCUUGUUUGACAAGAAGAACCAGUUCAGGGUUGUCCUCGCCGCUGAUCCUCUCUACGACGAUUGUCAUCCGGGCCUUCUGGCUGGCGCUUUUUCGGAACACCUUUCUACUGAAGACGACGCACGCGCUGUUGUGAUGGUUCCUUUGCGAGAUGAAACUACGAAACGGCUUUUGAGAUUGUUCAGAGAUACCAUGGGAAGUCAAGAGAUGUCUCUGGUGUGCAUUGAAGAGGGGACACUUGAUGGCCAGGACGAUUGGGGCGAGGCCGAGGAGGGUACCCAAGUGACAUGUUGGUGGGGCAUCUUUGCACGCCAGCAAUAG